AGAGAGAGAGAGAGAGAGAGAGAGAGAGAGAGAGAGAGAGAGAGAGACGACGGAAUAUGAGAAUGCGUUACAAAUUAUUUUGUAUGAGUUUGAUUGCGAGUUGUAAAGUGAAAGAACUCUCGUCAUGCCAUUACAAAUUAUUUAACAGGACCCAAGUAAAAAAAUGUAGAGCCUUAGGAUUUAAAAUUGUUGGAGUAUGUUGAGAGGAAGAUGGAAGGUUCAUGUAGAACCAUCCAACUGGUGCUGCGCGGCGUCAGUGCAGCAUAGCUGAGCCCAACACAACAGUCUACUGUAACAUAGACCCAAGAAAGACCUCGAGUAUAACAGAAAAUAUAAUGAAAGUGUAAUAAUAUAAAAUAUGCUAGAAAGUGUGAGAGAGGAACUUUUCCUCCUCUCAAGUUAAUAAGUUUGUGAAAAGUUGAAAUGAUUACUUGUGCCUCGAAGCCAGUGGUGUAUAGUGUGUAGUUCUGCUUUCUUCAGUUUAAUUUCGAGUGUGAGCGUGGAGGAGGAGGAGGAGGCGGGUCCCCGCGGUGCUGAGGGAUGACACUGUCUACACGCCCCAGUUAAUUGCAAAAGGUUUUCCAAUUAUGCGAGAAAAAUGCAGCAGUUCUGAAACCACAGAAAACAAAAUUUAGUGAAAAAUUUAUUGGCUUUGAAAAGAAUUGCAUUUCUCCACUAUGUUUGCAUGUGGAUUAGUGUGGGCGUGGCGGGUGUGGGCGUGGGCGGUGGUGUUUACAGGUGCAUCAGUGGGCGUGGAGGGGUUCAUCAUGUCCUCACACCUGGUCUCCACCCGCAACGGUGACCUCAGAGGACUCAUAGUGACCCCUAACAACCGCGCACUGAAACACGUCGCUGUGUUCCUCGGGGUGCCGUAUGCCGCCCCGCCUGUCGGGGACCUCCGCUUCAUGCCCCCUACGUCCCCCCUCCAGUGGUCGGGCAUCAGGACGGCCAACACCAUGCCCCCCGUGUGCCCACAGAAGCUUCCUGACGUUACUAACAGACGCGAGGCGCUCAAGCGCAUGCCCGAAGGUCGCUUUAACUACCUUCAGCGCCUCCUCCCGCAUCUCAACAACCAGAGUGAAGACUGUCUCUACCUCAAUAUUUACACUCCAGUCAAAGUCUGUGACCUGAAGUGA
Molecule: messenger RNA, 1136 nt
Organism: Procambarus clarkii (red swamp crayfish)
Lineage: Eukaryota; Metazoa; Arthropoda; Malacostraca; Decapoda; Cambaridae
Source: RefSeq, a predicted model, not a curated record